AUGUAUGAAAGGGAUCCAGGGCAUUCCGAACCAUUACUCUUAGGUGAUUCAGGUCAGGGCGAUACGCAGCGAAUCCUACUGUUCGGUCGGCAAUCGGUCUCUGAAUGGAUUGGUCUGGUUCGCAAAAUAUACGUAGACGGCACGUUUAGUUUGUCCCCGUCGCUGUCCUACCAGAUUCUCGUCAUUCUGGCCGAACGAGACGCAUUCGUGCUGCCCGUGUGUUACGCCCUACUGCCCAAUGCCGCCCUGCACGGCUGUCUGUUCCAUCUAGUACAGAACUUGAAGAAGAAGCUUGCUGACUUGAAUCUCAUGAGUCCUUAUCGAAACGACGAUAACUUCAAUUUGGCCGCACGAAUGAUAUCUGGUCUCGCUUUUGUCCCCCCUGAUUCUCUUGACAAUGUCAUCGCAGAUCUCGCCGUGUAUCUGCCGGAAGAAUUGAUGCCCGCGCUCAAGUACUUCGAAGACUUCUACGUGGGAUCCCUGCUCCACAUCCUGCCUGAUGGGAACGUUGUUCGUCGUCGACCCUUGCUCAGUGUAGAGACAUGGAAAGUUCAGCACCAUCGUGAUAUGCGUUACGCCCGGUUCAUUGGCGGGCAUUCGCCGGAGAAAAAACGAAGAAAAUACGUCGAAGCCGACGAAAGGCUGCGUCGAUUGGUAAAUUGUUUCCACGAUCGCACGUCUAUCGAAUUCCUUCAAGGCGUCGCGAAAAAUUACUUUAUGGACGCUUGA
Messenger RNA from Galendromus occidentalis (western predatory mite), 729 nucleotides. RefSeq lists its product as uncharacterized. The coding region runs from base 1 to 729 and encodes 242 amino acids. The record is from RefSeq and is a predicted model, not a curated record. The transcript has 4 exons. NCBI's taxonomy places the organism in Eukaryota, Metazoa, Arthropoda, Arachnida, Mesostigmata, Phytoseiidae.